AGCCCCGCCCUAGAGUCUGCCAGCGAGAGCAGACCUGCGUUCUUUAUCAGGUGGAGAUUCUCCUGGGAGUCGGCCACUGCAGCCUCGGUCAGCCUCGGAAACACUUUCUUCUGCUGGAGCUCGCCCACCAACCAGAACCAAGAUGCCCAAAACAAUCAACGUACGCGUCACCACGAUGGACGCAGAGCUGGAGUUCUCCUUCCACCCCAACACCACAGGGAAGCAGCUCUUUGACCAGGUUGCCAGGACCAUCGGACUGCGUGAGAUUUGGUACUUUGGGCUGCAGUUUACCGACGCCAAAGGAUUCCUCACCUGGCUGAACUCUGAAAAAAAGGUGAUGUCCCAGGAUGUGAAGAAGGAGACUCCCCUGCAGUUCAAGCUGAGGGCUAAGUUUUACCCGGAGGAUGUGGCCGAGGAGCUGAUCCAGGACGUCACCCGGAGGCUCUUCUACCUUCAGGUGAAGGAGGACGUUCUGGCGGAGGACAUCUACUGCCCUCCAGAGACCGCUGUGCUGCUGGCCUCUUAUGCUGUCCAGGCCAAGUACGGAGAGCAGGACAAGUCAGAGCAUCAACCAGGUUACCUGUCCUCCGAGCGCCUGCUGCCCAAGAGAGUGCUGGAACAACACAAGCUGUCCAAGGAGCAGUGGGAGCAGAGGAUCCAGGUCUGGCACGAGGAGCACAGAUCACUGCUGAAGGAAGAGGCGAUGAUUGAGUACCUGAAGAUCGCUCAGGACCUGGAAAUGUACGGCGUCAACUACUUUGAGAUCAAGAACAAGAAGGGCUCGGACCUGUGGCUGGGAGUCGACGCUCUGGGACUGAACAUCUAUGAGAAGGAGGACCGGCUGUCUCCAAAGAUUGGAUUCCCCUGGAGUGAAAUUAGGAACAUUUCUUUCAGCGAUAAGAAAUUUGUCAUCAAGCCUAUAGAUAAGAAAGCUCCUGAUUUCAUCUUCUACGCUCCACGACUGCGAGUCAACAAGCGCAUCCUGCAGCUGUGCAUGGGCAACCAUGACCUGUACAUGCGCCGCCGCAAGACAGACACCAUCGAGGUUCAGCAGAUGAAGGCUCAGGCCAAAGAGGAGAGGUUGCAGAAAAAGAUGGAGAGGGAUCAGCUGGAGCGUGAGAAGAAGAAGAGGGAGAACAUGGAGAGAGAGAAGGAGCAGAUGGAGAGAGAAAAGCAAGAUUUAAUGAUGAAGCUCCACCAGUUUGAAGAGACAACCAAGCGAGCAGAGAGAGAGCUUCAGGAGCAGCUGGACAGGGCCAUGAGGCUGGAGGAGGAGAGGAGGAGGGUGGAGCAGGAGGCGGCCCGGCUGGAGGCUGAGAGGAUGGAGGCCAUAAUAGCCAAGGAGGAGCUGGCCAGGCAAGCUGAGGACCAGAUGAAGAGCCAGGAGCAUCUGGCCGCAGAGUUGGCCGAGUACAGCGCCAGGAUCACUCUGCUGGAGGAGGCCAAGAAGGAAAAGGAGGAAGAGGCUGAGUCAUGGCACAGCAAGGCUAUAGAAGUGGAGGAAAAUCUGAUUAAGACGAAGGAGGAGCUGCACACUGUGAUGAGCUCUUCUAACUCAACUCCUCUUAAGAUUGCUGCUUCCUCCUCCUCCUCCUCCUCUUCCUCCUCGGACAACGAGAGCGACCACGAGCACAGCGAGGAGAACAGCACCUACAGCGCCGAGCUGCAGACGCAGGGCCUCGCCGACCACCGCCAGGAGGAGGAGCGACUCACAGAGGCCGAGAAGAACGAGCGCCUGCAGAAACAGCUGAAGGACCUGAGCUCAGAGCUGGCAGAAGCACGAGACGACACCAAGAAGACCCAGAACGAUUUGCUCCACGCAGAGAACGUCCGAGCCGGCCGCGACAAGUACAAGACCCUGCGUCAGAUCCGUCAGGGACAAACCAAGCAGAGGAUCGAUGAGUUUGAGGCCUUGUAGAAAACCUCAGAGACCUGAAGAUCUCUCCCAAAUACCUCAUGAAGGCCAUCAGUCCAGCAAUGCCUUGUAAUUAAAGUGUGAUGUAAUGGCAGCCCCACACCUGAUUUUUUUAAAGACCCAGAAAAGCAUGAAGCUGAUCUGUGUAAGAGUACAUGAGUUUUAUUUCAUCCGACCUAACUUUUGCUUGAGAAGCACUUUUUUUUGUUUAGUUGUUUUUGUAGCUCUCAAACACCUCCAAUGUGCUGUUUAGUCCCAUUAAAACAUAGCAGAGAGCUAGUGUGUUCCUGAUGCGCUGUAUGAACAAAAUUACUUAUGAUAAAUGAUCAAAAAAGUUA
Messenger RNA from Perca flavescens (yellow perch), 2253 nucleotides. RefSeq names its product ezrin a (gene ezra). The record is from RefSeq and is a predicted model, not a curated record. Gene Ontology annotation, molecular function: actin binding. Gene Ontology annotation, cellular component: cytoskeleton. The transcript is spliced from 13 exons. The coding region runs from base 143 to 1918 and encodes 591 amino acids. Lineage: Eukaryota; Metazoa; Chordata; Actinopteri; Perciformes; Percidae.